GUGAGGGGAAGCUUCGCAGGCGUGCACGGAGCAGUGAGAUCACUGGCGUUAUAAAUAUCCCAGUGCCAGCGCCGAGAUCCGUUCGGGUGGCCUCCCUCUCUCUCUCUCCCCCUCUCUCCCUCUCUCUCUUCCCCGAGGCUAUGUCCACCCGGUGCGGCGAGGGGGGCAGCGCCAGAGGCACGCAGCCGCGCGGGGGCUACGGAGCCCAGAACCAACCCUGCAAGAUGCACUUAGGACCCCCGCGGCUGGAAGCAUGAGCUUGUCCUUCCUCCUCCUCCUCUUCCUUAGCCACCUGAUCCUCAGCGCCUGGGCUCAAGGGGAGAAGCGCCUCGCACCCAAAGGGCAGCCCGGACCGGCUGCCACGGAGAGGAACCCGGGAGGCGCCAGCAGCCGCCGGAGCAGCAGUAGCACCGCGUCUUCCUCUUCUUCCCCUGCCUCCUCCUCCUCCGCGGCUUCUCGGGGCGGCCCAGGAAGCGGCUUGGAGCAGAGCAGCUUCCAGUGGAGCCCCUCGGGGCGCCGGACCGGUAGCCUCUACUGCAGAGUGGGCAUCGGUUUCCAUCUGCAGAUCUACCCGGAUGGCAAAGUCAAUGGCUCCCACGAAGCCAAUAUGUUAAGCCAAAUUUACAGAUGACUGCAAGUUCAGGGAGCGAUUUCAAGAAAACAGCUAUAAUACCUAUGCCUCCGCGAUACACAGAACUGAAAAGACUGGGCGGGAGUGGUACGUGGCCCUGAACAAGAGAGGGAAGGCUAAACGGGGCUGCAGCCCCCGGGUUAAACCUCAGCACGUCUCUACCCACUUUCUGCCAAGAUUCAAGCAAUCGGAGCAGCCGGAACUUUCUUUCACAGUUACUGUUCCCGAAAAGAAAAAACCACCUAAUCCCGUCAAGCCAAAGGUUCCCCUUUCCGCACCUCGGAGAAGUCCUAACACGGUGAAAUACAGACUCAAGUUUCGCUUUGGUUAA
Messenger RNA from Capra hircus (goat), 962 nucleotides. It is a transcript of the gene FGF5, whose product is annotated as fibroblast growth factor 5. Gene Ontology annotation, cellular component: cytoplasm. Lineage: Eukaryota; Metazoa; Chordata; Mammalia; Artiodactyla; Bovidae. The record is from RefSeq and is a predicted model, not a curated record. Gene Ontology annotation, biological process: cell differentiation; positive regulation of protein phosphorylation; regulation of cell migration. Bases 254 to 631 code for a protein of 125 amino acids. The transcript is spliced from 2 exons. Gene Ontology annotation, molecular function: fibroblast growth factor receptor binding; growth factor activity.